GUUCCGGUAGAGGGCCGGGUUUGAGGUGAACGAUGACGGCGGCGGUGUUUUUCGGCUGUACUUUUAUCGCCUUUAGUCCCGCUGUGGCCUUGUUCUUACUCACCAUCGCCCGAGAUCCUCUGAAGGUUAUUUUCCUCAUCGCGGGAGCGUUUUUCUGGCUCGUGUCUUUGCUGCUGUCGUCGUUGGUGUGGUUCAUUGCUGUACAGAUCAGUAAUAAGGACAGCGGCUCGCAGCAGAAAGGCCUGCUCGUGUUCGGAGUUCUGCUGUCUGUCCUGCUGCAGGAGCUCUUUAGAUUUGCCUACUACAAACUCUUAAAGAAAGCGAAUGAAGGACUGCUGGCCAUCAGCCAAGAGGAAACGAUGCCCAUCUCAGUUCGCCAGCUGGCUUAUGUGUCUGGUCUGGGAUUCGGGUUGAUGAGCGGAGCGUUCUCGGUGGUGAACAUCCUGUCUGACGCUGUGGGUCCGGGUACUGUGGGUAUCCAUGGAGAUUCACAGCAUUACUUCAUUUCCUCAGCCUUUAUGACUCUCGCCAUCAUCCUGCUGCACAUGUUUUGGGGCAUCGUCUUCUUCGAGUCGUGUGAGCGUCGGAGGUGGUGGUCGCUUGCAGCCGUAGUGUGCAGCCACCUGUUCGUGUCGUGCUUGACGUUUGUGAACCCGAAGUACGAAGGCAGUCUGAUCCCCACCUACAUGCUCCUGUGCGUGAUGGCCGGCUGGGCGUUCUCCUGCGCUGGUGGUUCUCUGAGGAACCUCAGUCUUUGUCUCACCUGCAAGGACAAAGACUUCCUCUUGGUCAAUCACAGGCCCAGAUAACGGAUUGUGUGUGUGUGUGUGUGUGUGUGUGUGUGUGUGUGUGUGUAAAGACUCGAGCUCACUGAAUUCAUGGAUCUUCAAAUCCUAGACUCUUAGAUCCAUGCUGUGGGACGGAGAGGAGUUUCUUUUGUGUAUUUGGCACUUUCCUUUUCUGUCUCUGUACCUCAACUCUGUGUGAGAAUUGUAAAACAGCUUUUUACUUUGUUUAAAAAAACUUUACAGUGUUGGGUUUGUGGGCAUUGGGUCUGUUCUUUAUGUAUUUUAACAAAUCCAAGAUGUCCCCAGCCAGACUUGAUGAUAAACUGGUUCUGAAGACGUGUCUCCAUCAGCAAGUCACUGAUUGGCUAAUACAAAAAAACUACAGCAGCCUGGAGAGGACCUCAUGCUCAAUCAGUCUGCUGUUCCCAACAGUUUGAUUUAUUUUUUUGCUUGUUGAAGGAAACCGCAUUUUGGUCAAAAACAUUAAAAUUGUGUGCAAUAAUCCUUCCCCA
This is a messenger RNA of Neoarius graeffei (lesser salmon catfish), 1300 nucleotides long. Its product is annotated as gamma-secretase subunit Aph-1b. The transcript is spliced from 6 exons. NCBI's taxonomy places the organism in Eukaryota, Metazoa, Chordata, Actinopteri, Siluriformes, Ariidae. Gene Ontology annotation, cellular component: membrane; gamma-secretase complex; endoplasmic reticulum. Gene Ontology annotation, molecular function: protein-macromolecule adaptor activity. Gene Ontology annotation, biological process: Notch signaling pathway; Notch receptor processing; positive regulation of catalytic activity. The coding region runs from base 33 to 809 and encodes 258 amino acids. The record is from RefSeq and is a predicted model, not a curated record.